Trichomonas vaginalis G3 is the source of this 1227-nucleotide messenger RNA. RefSeq lists its product as uncharacterized. The coding region runs from base 1 to 1227 and encodes 408 amino acids. The record is from RefSeq and is a predicted model, not a curated record. Lineage: Eukaryota; Parabasalia; Trichomonadida; Trichomonadidae. The transcript has a single exon.
AUGUCAUCUGGAACUGAUUAUUAUUCAGAGGCAUCAGCAACUAAUAAUCCGGGUAAUAUUAGAGAUUUUCAGUAUGCGUUCAAAAAUGCAAUUGCGUGCCAAAUUUCUGCAAAAGCUUCUUGGCAUUUUAAUAAUCAUCCAGAAACUGCAAAGCAAAUCCCAGAUGGUAUAGAAUAUAGAAUAGCAUCGAAUUGGGUAUCAAAUUUUCUUGUUUCUAAUAAAAUGGAAAGAACGUUAUUUACUUUAUCUCUAGAAACAAAUGGAUAUGUUCAACAUCAACCAAAGAAACUUCCUGUUAGUAUACCACUUAAACUUCCACCAACAGAAAGAGAAUUUGAACAAAUUGUAAAAAAUUUCAGACCAGAAUGCACAAAAAACGAUCCACCACCACCAUACCACCGUCGUCAUUAUCAUGAAGAUUCUGAAGAACAUGUAACUACUCCUCAAGAUCUUGUAAUUUCUCAAGAUCCAGAGCCUAUUGGACAUCAUCACCAUAGACAUCACAGAAGUGAUGGUCAUCACUCGAGCAGAGCAACAUCGCAGAGAGUAGGUACAGAGCGUACUGAUAAAUCAUCAUACAAAACAGAUUCUCAAGUUAAAUCACGAGGAGUUGUUGAUAUUCAAAGCAGUCAACAGCAGGACCUUCGCUCAUAUACAUCAUCUCAAAAUAAAUCAUCAUUACCUGCAAAAUCUUCAUAUAAAUCGUCAUCUAAGCAAACCGAUCGUAAAUCUGCAUUACAAAAGCAAAAAUUAACAUUCCAAGAUAGGAUUAAUAAAUUACUUGAGUUACCAGAACGAGUUGAUAGAGCCGCUCAGCCAGAUUCCGAAAUCAGUCCAAAUAUUCGAAAUCCUGGUUCAGUUCAUUCGUUAGAGGAAGAAUACCUUAUCAAGCAACAAACACCUGACAUUUCCAAUCUUGCAACAUUCAAUGAUGUUACUGUUUCAAAUUAUCAAACAAAAUCAGAUAAAAACUCUGUUUCCACGAAGAAAUCUGAUAACAAAGUAGAAGAUAAAUCAGCUUCAUCAUCAAAGUCUGCGUCAACAAAUUCAUCAAAGCCUCCAAGUGUUUCAUCAAAGAAAUCUUCAGGUUCUUCACUGCCUCCAAGCAUCCACUCGAAACAUUCUUCCGUUGCACAAGAAGAGAAGAAGGAAGAAAACAUCGAAGAAGAAGAGGAGGAAGAAGAUUUCAUUGAAGAAGAAGAGGUUGUUGUUUAUUCAUAUGAGUAA